ACUGCCUGUCUCUGUGUCCAUUGAUUUACAAACCGCAGCAAGAGCCAUUAGCAGCCCUCUGCUGACAUACUGCAAACAGUAAUGAAGCUUUUUCUGAGUUUCUUAGCACUUAAUAUAUUGUUUCUGUUCACAUACUCUGCGCCCCCAACGUGCUACUCCAGAGUGGUCGCCCUGAGCAAAGAGAUCACGCAAUCGUACAAAACGCUGCAGAAGUUUGUACCCGCUGGACCAUGCAAGGAUUCUCUUCCAACUCUGUACCUGGACAUCCAUAAUUCCUGUGUAAUGACAAAACUGCGCGACUUUGUCUCAGCUCCAAACUGUGGAAGACUACCAAGGGUGAAGGCUUUAAUGAAGAAAGCAAGAAAUCUGUACAAUAUUAUGAAUACAGCUUGUAAAAGAGACUUGGUCUUCUUUACUGAUGAUUGUGAAGCUCUUGAGUAUCUGCCAACUCCAACACCCACUGCAGUCAUUUUGAGAUAAAGUGUAUGAUGUUUGGGGGCUAGAAAAUCCCUUGAUACUGGUAGACACACUAACUUCUUAGAGCUGAAACUUCUGUCUGAUGGGUGAACAAUGGCAGGAACCUAUUAAAUCUAAGUGACCAUUAGGAAACACAAAGAAAGUUUCUAAAAAGAAAGCACAUAGUUCACUUAUGGUCUUUGAUGGAUGGACGGUUAGAAGAGAAACUAUUAUAUUUUCAUCUUUUGGACAUCUUGUUCAACAUCCUCUUACUCUGUACACCCCGGAGUGUAUGUAAUAUCAUAAGAAAAAUAAUUGGAUAAAAUUGUACUCUUGCUCGUCUUCCAAGAUUCUUCUUAUCCUUGGAACUAGACUUUGUAGUCCUAAAAGCUCAUAAAUUAUCUUGUCAUUUAAUAUCUUUUCCCACCAACAAUGUAUAAACUCCAGAACACUUCAGUUCUUAUCUUAUUUCUUGGUGGACAAAUGCAGUAAAUAUGUCACCCUUUUGUGUUCAGCUCUCACUAUUGACUUUUAAGUAAAUACAACAGUUUUAUAGUCAUUUUCUAAAUAAAUGCAUCAUUGUGUUUGAAA
This is a messenger RNA of Rana temporaria (common frog), 1047 nucleotides long. It is a transcript of the gene CYTL1, whose product is annotated as cytokine like 1. Gene Ontology annotation, biological process: positive regulation of transcription by RNA polymerase II. The coding region runs from base 82 to 480 and encodes 132 amino acids. NCBI's taxonomy places the organism in Eukaryota, Metazoa, Chordata, Amphibia, Anura, Ranidae. The transcript has 4 exons. The record is from RefSeq and is a predicted model, not a curated record.